AUGGAGCGUUGCGGUUGCGAUCAAGGCAGAGCUCUCGUUAACUCCGCUCAGUUCGCUGCAGUACGAGCGAAGUUAGGUGGUCUUGGGGCUACGGCUCCUUGCAGUUUCUCCACACUUGAACUCCCGCGACGAAAUCGACGAUUUUCUUCAAAAAUACAUCGUGUAGAAUCGUGUAGACCAGAACUUGUUCACUCUUGGAUAAGUUCUUCGAAUUUCGGGUUACGUGCUGAGGAACAAGUCCGUGACGUUCGAAAUUUCGAGGAAUCCCCUCACAGAGAAAUGGUCAUAGAAAAAUGCGAAUCGGGUUAUGAUUACAACAGUGACAAUGCGAAGAAUGCUGGAAAAGCCCGCGGAAUCAGCCGGCAGGAUUCUACGCUCUCAUUUGAAAGUAUAGACGACUCUUCGGAUAUGAAGACAAGUGCCGAAGAAACAUGGAAUCAGAGCAAAGAAGCAAAAGCUGUUCUUCUAACGGCCCUAACCGCAUUCUAUAGUCUGUUCCUGACCAUUUUUGCCUUGGUGCUCGAACUUUCUCAUUUGCUUUCUGGAGAGGAGCUAAGGGAAAUCAACACAAAAGAUCUGAUUUUUGGUGCUUAUAUGUACGGUGUGUCAAUUCUGUUCUUUGUCUACAUGUACGUUGUGUUGUUGUUAAAUCCACGUUGGUACUGGUCCAUUCAAAUUGUUGAGCUCUCAAUAACUGGCCAUCAUACUGCUGCACGAUUUGGCACAAUGCAUCUGAUAGCAGCAAAUUUAUGGACGUGGAUAAGAUAUGUAUUGAUGGAGGAAGGAGUUAUGGAGAAGGAAAUAAGAGAGGUAUUCCAAGCGAUCAACAAUCGCAGUAUGUCUUCGAUGGACGAGGAAUCAACGGAGGCGUUCGAACAUCGGGACAUUGAACUCACUGGAGGUUGCCAAGCGGCUGAAUGUAUCCUCGGCAGCCUCUCUGAGGUGAUGUUCACGGCAAUCGUCGAAUACUCGUUGAUAGCGGCCGCUGUAAUGUAUAUCGUCUGGCGAAAUAUCGGAAAAGCAGGACACGGAUCCGAGUACGUGAAAAGAAAACAUCGAAUCCGUGUGGAUUGCUCAAAAACGACAACAGGUCUAUUUCUGGGAUUAGCUUUCCUUGCUGCAACUUUUACAUCUAUGAUUGUUUAUUACGGCUAUUCAAUCCUUGGUAAGAGUAAAAAUGCUGCAUUCGCCUACGCACUCACGGACAUUUCGCAGGAACUUUUGGAUCAAAUCUUGUUGUGGGUCGGUCUUGUGGGUGAACUGAUAUAUUCUGUGGCAGGAAUUGUGGGUUUGACUGGCGACAGACCAUGGCAACCACUUGCUUUUAUUUUAUUUUUCGUGCACAUAAUCAGGUUGAUACAGGUUGGAACACAGACGUUCCUUAUUUAUUUGGCAGCAAAAGUGAGGGUAGGAAGUUCAAGCAAAGAGAAACAACCAGGAAAGCAAGCGAUAACGUUUCUGCUUGCGGCUAAUCUCUCCAUAUUCUUAAUGAACUUAUUCGAAAGUGAAAAACCAGGGAUCUCUGAGAGUAUCAUAGCUGUUGACGUAAUCGGCAAAGACUUUGAUGUUGAGUUUUCUAUGAGUUUUGCAAUAGGAGGUUUUUAA
Necator americanus (New World hookworm) is the source of this 1605-nucleotide messenger RNA. RefSeq lists its product as uncharacterized. The record is from RefSeq and is a predicted model, not a curated record. Gene Ontology annotation, molecular function: proton channel activity. Gene Ontology annotation, cellular component: membrane. Bases 1 to 1605 code for a protein of 534 amino acids. The transcript is spliced from 13 exons. Gene Ontology annotation, biological process: proton transmembrane transport. NCBI's taxonomy places the organism in Eukaryota, Metazoa, Nematoda, Chromadorea, Rhabditida, Ancylostomatidae.